This is a messenger RNA of Aphidius gifuensis, 2677 nucleotides long. Its product is annotated as acyl-CoA Delta-9 desaturase-like. NCBI's taxonomy places the organism in Eukaryota, Metazoa, Arthropoda, Insecta, Hymenoptera, Braconidae. Gene Ontology annotation, molecular function: iron ion binding; stearoyl-CoA 9-desaturase activity. The record is from RefSeq and is a predicted model, not a curated record. The transcript is spliced from 5 exons. Gene Ontology annotation, biological process: unsaturated fatty acid biosynthetic process. The coding region runs from base 211 to 1272 and encodes 353 amino acids. Gene Ontology annotation, cellular component: endoplasmic reticulum membrane.
GUGGCAAGCGUGGGCCACCCUAAAAUGCGCUGCGCUCUUCGGAUUUCGGUAUUAAUCGUUGACAAGAAGUCAUCAUUGGUCGUCGACUCGUAGGGUCGUAGUAGUGGUAAUAGUCAUCAGCAAAUAUCAGCAACUAUUGAAUCAUCACAGUCAACGUAGUCAAAUUAUAUAUUGUUAAAAAUUCAAGGACACACCGAUUGAGAUAAAAAGAUGGAAACAGAACCAAAAAUUGCACCAACAGGUGUAUUAUUUGAAAAUGAAGAAGUUGAUUCUCAAGAAGCAAUGAAAGCUGAAAAAAAAGAAGAAAAAGAAAAAUUUGUUAGACAAAUUUUAUGGAUUAAUGUUGUACAUUUUACUGUACUUCAUUUAUUUGCAUUUUAUGGACUUUAUCUUGUUUUUACAUCUGCUAAAUAUGCCACAACAUUUUUUGCUUACAUUUUGUUUGUACUUGGUACAUUUGGAAUAAGUGCUGGUGUACAUAGAUUAUGGUCACACAAAGCAUACAAAGCAAAAUUUCCACUUCGUGUUAUUCUUAUGAUUUUCAAUUCAUUGGCUUAUCAGAAUUCAAUUUGGGUAUGGGCUCGUGAUCAUCGAGUACAUCAUAAAUACAGUGAAACUGAUGCUGAUCCUUGCAAUGCAAAAAGAGGAUUUUUUUUCUCUCAUGUUGGAUGGUUAAUGUCAAAAAAACAUCCAGAUGUUACAAAUAUUGGUCAAGGUGUUGAUUUAAAAGAUCUUGAAGCUGAUCCAGUUGUUGCUUUUCAAAAAAAAUACUAUUUUUAUUUGGUUGCAUUGAUUUGCAUUAUUUUACCAGCAGUUAUUCCAGUUUAUUUUUGGAAUGAAACAUGGACAAAUGCAAUAUUUAUACCAGUAUUUUUACGUUAUACAAUUGGUUUAAAUGCAACAUGGCUUGUUAAUUCAGCAGCUCAUAUGUAUGGUGGAAGACCAUAUGACAAAUUCAUCAAUCCAUCAGAAAACUUUGCUGUUAUUUUGGGUACACUUGGUGAAGGAUGGCACAAUUUCCAUCACACUUUCCCAUGGGAUUACAAAACUUCUGAACUUCCUCAUUAUGUUUUCAAUUGGACAACAGGUUUUAUUCAUGUAUUCGCUAAAAUUGGCUGGGCAUAUGAUCUUAAAAGUGUUUCUGAACAAGUUGUUAAAGCACGUUGUAAGAGAACUGGUGAUGGAAGCCAUGAAGUUUGGGGAUGGGGUGAUAAAGAUCAACCAGCUGAAGAACGUGAAGCAGCUAUUAUUGAACAUGCUAAACAAAAUUAAAUAAUUACUCAUUAAUAAUACCAAAGUAGAGAAUAACAACAAAAACAACUAGCAAUUAUUCAUCAUGAAAGAUAUAAAAACAUUAAAUUUAAUUAGUUAAUUUUUUUCAAUAUGAAACAUUAUUAAUUAGCUGAUAAUCUUUCCUUUUUCUUUUUUCUUUUUUUUUUUUUUUUUUUCAUGUGUAUCAGUAAUUUUUGCAAGGGGAAAAAUAGAUAUAAAUUUUUUUUCUCACACAUUGUUGAUGUCUCAAUCCAACAUAUUUUGUAAGCAUUACAUUGAUACUUUAUUUUUCAUUUUUUUUUCUUUCGAUUAAUUUUUUUUUUUUUUUUAUAAACUUCAACUAGUAGGAUAUUUAUGUGUAUUUUUGGAAUAAUAAAAUAUCCUAUUAAACAAUAACAAUAAUUAAAACAAAUAAAAAUAAAUUUUUAAAUAAAUAUUUUUGGAUAAUUUUUAUUUUUAAUUAAACAUUUGUAACAAUAAUAACAAAUCAUAUUUUUGAAUGAUAAUAUCGUCAUGAAAAUAAAUUAAUAAUUAAUAGUUUUUAUAUGAUAAAUAUCAUUAAAUACUUGAGAUAAAAUACUCUGCUCUCUAAUCACAAUGGUCUUAAUAAAAUAAUAAAAAUUUAUUCUUUGUAUUUUGUCUAACUAUAAAUAAAUGAAUAAAUAAAUAAUUGAGCAUGAAAAAAAUACCAGAAUGUUUAUUUUUGAAUCAUUAAAUAGAUAUAUAAUUAAAUUUUUCUAAAAAUAUUUAAUAGUUUUCUUGGAAAUUAAUUAUUAAAAGAACUAAAAGAAAAAUAAUUUUUCGACAUAAAAAUUUAUUUUUCUUUUAUAAUAAUUAUAUAAAAUUAAGUUGAAUUAAUUUUUUAAAAACAUAAAUAAUUCAGACAGAGAAUAAUACAAGUAAUUCAAGAUUUUUAAAAUUUUCCUUGACUGCAUAUACUUUAAACAAAAGAAAAAUUAAUUUAAAUAAUUUUUUUUUUCAAUUUAACUGUUGUGGUUAAUUACAAAGAUAUUGAUAACGAGCCACUAAUAGAUAACAAUCAGAUGAAUAAGAAUCUUAAUUCAACUUGAAAAUAAUUAAAGGUCAUUAUCGAUUUAUUUCUGUAAAAAGAUAUCAGUAUGUAUUAUUUCUGUUAAAGUAAUAUGAUGCGCCAAUAAAAAAAAAGCAGCUACAAAGUCAAUAGUCCAUAUUAUAAUUUGAUAACUUUAAUUUGAACCCAUAACAAAUCAAAGUUCAAUUGAUACUUCAAUAAUCUUCUUCAAGUCAAUUACCGGUACAACUAAUCAUUUUCAUUUUAUUAUUCGAUUGAGAAUUAACUUUUAUCUCUUAAAUUCGUAAAUUAUUAAAAAAAACUUAAUUUCAUAUCUGUAAUUACAAUUUUAUUAUUUAAAAUAAUAAUAAUUCA